AAAGUGAAAUGCGAUAGCAUAUGCUGCUUGGACCUCCACUGUCUGUGAGAGGAAGUGAUUUAUUAUUUAAAGAUUUUGUAUGCUUUAUAUAGCCAUUUGUUUAGUAAAAUAAAGAUCAAGCCAGUGAAAUGCCUCAGGUCCUGUUGCUUUGUGAAAAGUGCUUUCAAGCAAUAGUGUGUAGACUAAUCCUUUAUGUAAGAUACCCUCAGAUAAUUUUAAGUGUAUGGGGUGAAGAAACUGGAGUUCCUUGAGUGAUAAGAAUCACAGGUGAUUUUCAGAAGUGCACACACCAAGUUAAUGAUACUCUUUAUUCUAACUUUAGUUCAUAAUCAUAGUUCCAGUUUGGGGCCAUCUCCAGAAAAUGUAAAUCUUAAAAAGAGAGGUAUAUGUAAUUUUUGCCACCUCCUAAUAUUUUGAUAAUGCUCCUGUGGUAUGCUUUGAUAUAUCUUUUUUAUUAUUUAUUAACACAACUGGAAAUUAUGCUGCAUCUGGGUCUUGAGCACUAAGUGUUACUUGUGUCACCGAAAUGUAAUUGAAUUUUGGUACAUGAAUUUUGGAUGAGAUAAUCUUUAAGAGGCCAAUAGCAUCAGUGUUUGAAAUGACAAGAUUCUGUAAUUUCUUUGUUUAUCGAAUUAUCUUGCACAGUGAAUAUAAUGAAGAACAGUUAAUUGCGUAUGGUUUUAUCUAACUCUUUUAAUUACUGAUUUAGUGAUAUGGUAUUCUCUCCGGCUUUUUUGCUCAAACUUAGAUGUAUUUUAGAGAAUCGCAUCAGUGUAUUCCAGGCUCACAGAAGUCUAGAUUUGGUUGGGCUUGGAGCUUGGUAAGUGCCCGUAGAGAGGAAUGUCCCUCAGUGUGGCUGAGGGACAGGGAGUCAAGGGAUUGACUCUUCUUCUCUGGCACUGGUGAGACCAGCAAGGUGGUUUGGGGAAGCACACGGUAAACUGGGAGAAACUGGGUGGUGUGAGUUUGGCCAGCCUUAAGAAGAGAAGUUGGAGGAAAGGGAGACCUUGCUGCUGUGUGCGGGAAGGUGUUGAGUAGACUUCUUCUGGAGACACAUGGCAGUAAUGUGAGAGUGAAUGGACACAAGCUGGAUUUGAUACAGGGAAGGUUUUUGUGGGUUUGUUGGUUUCUUUUUAACCUGAAGAAUGGUCAAACACUGGAGCAGGGGUCUGAUGAGGGCAUGAGUGGCUGUCUAACAGGGCAAGGGCCUGUGCAACCAGAUCUAGCUUGUGCUUGGUGGCUUCUGAAAAUCCCUUCCAACCUAAGCUGUCCUGUUUUUCUGUGAUUACUCGAGAAACAGGUGUUAAAGCUUUGGAAAUUACUGAAGUUAUCCUUAGAAAAACACAAACACAAUAAAUUAUGCAAGAAAGCGUAGAUUUCCUUGACACUACAUCUGGAACUGACAUACUGUUAGCACACAACCAUGUGAAGAUAACUUUAUUUAGCAUAUCAUAUUAACUUCAAAAAAAAAGGGUUUUUUACCUUGGUAAAGGUAUAUUGUGCAAAUAUUAGCUCGAAGGGGGCUUUUUAGGAUGUCUGAAGAUGAUGAAAAAGUUAAGCUCCGUCGAAUCGAACCCGCCAUUCAGAAGUUCAUCAAAGUGGCAAUUCCGACAGAUUUGGAGAGAUUACGAAAACACCAAAUAAACAUUGAGAAGUAUCAAAGAUGCAGACUUUGGGAUAGAUUGCACGAUGAGCACAUUAACGCAGGACGAACAGUUCAGCAACUCCGAGCCAACAUGAGAGAGAUGGAGAAACUUUGUUUGCGAGUCCGACAGGAAGACAUCCCUGUUCUGCAGAGACUGAUAAAUCCAGUGAGAGAGGAAGCUUCAUCUGCCAUUAAAGACUUCCUACAGCUCCAUUCUGAAUCUGCAGAAGAACUUAAAAGGCAACUAGAAGGACAGGAGGAUGGCUCUUUAACCAGAUCUAUAACUGUAGGAGGAGAAACUUUGUAUAACGCAGAAGUGAAGGACGGGUCCCAAAGUUUAAUCCAGAUGUAUUCUCCCCUUCCUGAAAUACCUCAGAAUGAAAAUGCAGCUGAGUCCUGGGAAACUUUAGAAGAGGACUUGAUUCAGCUUAGCCAGUUGGUGACUGAAUUUUCUGUGUUAGUCAACGCUCAGCAGGAGAAGAUUGACAGGAUUGAAGACCAUGUCAACAGCGCUGCUGCGAAUACUGAAGAGGGAACCAAAAACUUGAGGAAGGCUGCAAAAUACAAGCUGGCAGCUCUGCCUGUGGCAGGUGCUGUCAUUGGAGGCGUGGUGGGGGGUCCCAUUGGGCUCCUCGCAGGCUUCAAAGUGGCAGGAAUUGCAGCUGCACUUGGUGGUGGGAUUUUGGGCUUCACAGGUGGAAAAUUGAUCCAGAGGAGAAAACAAAAACUGAUUGAGCAGGUCUCUUCCAGCUGUCCGGAGCUUUCUUGCCAAAGAGCCAAAAAAUCCAGCUGAAGCACAGAUUCAUCACGACUAGGGACAGAAGUACAGUGGCCGUGCUGAUGACAGACCUGCAGCCUCACGCUUUAAAUACGAGGCUGGGUUGCGUGAACUUGUGUGAGAUUUUGCCAGCAGUACUGUUAAUGGGGGUGGGGGGAAACGGAAAUGCCAGAACUUUAGAGCUUCCUCUUCUCAGAUGCGAUAAGUUGCAUCAGUCUUUUAAGAAUUACCUGGUAACUUCUUUUAAUUACGGAAUUCUUAGGUGAGCUACAUGCCCAGCUGGAGUGCUGGAGGGCAGGUGUUCGGUGCUGAGCUGCACAAAACGUCCUUCAGACAGUACAGAGGGAGAGACUUGGAAAACUGAGUGCUUUCUCAUGAACACCAUAAUCAGUUUUUCCCAUUUUCAUUUAUUUUUUUUUUUUAAUUUGUGAGCUCCCCAUUUGUUCAAAGUGUAGUUCAAUCUCAGCCUCAGCAGCACCCCUUGAGGACUGCCCUCAGAGAAUACUCCUUCUCCAUGGCUUUUCAGCUCCUUGGCACACCUCAGGAGCCCUGCAGAUGGAGCGAAGUGCCAAACCCCAACCAUUCUGAGCCUGAAGCCUCGGCUUGCUGCAGCAGUGCUCCUGGGUGGCUGCUGCCCUCGAUCCUCAGAGCCUGGCACCAGCAGCACUCUGCUGGGAGAGUUAAAUGGCUUCACGGGGAGGCGGUGCUGCAGCAGGGCCCGCUCCCUCAAUAGUAUUUUAUCCCUCAAAGGUACCAGUAGGUGCCGGGCAGAGGGUGGUGAAACAGCGAGGCCCCACGAGUUACCUGUUAAAUUGUGCCCCUGGCAGCUGACCAGAGCCUGGGACUAGUUUGAAAACAGCAACCUGAUACUGUUUGCUUUAUUCUGGAGCCUGCAAAAGGCUAGGUACUGUUACUGCUUCCUCCAGCUUUUAUAGUCAAUGCCUGUUAUCUUUACCUUAUUUUGCUGCUUAAGAAGCUAUCUUGCUUCUCUAACUUCUGUUGUUACACACAGGAGUGCUACUGUUUUUAUUUUCACCUGAGCUUCCCAUUCAUCACAUGGUCUCACCUCCAUCCUUCCAGGACGGUUCCCACACAAUUGCUGCUGCCCUCAGAAGGAGCAGAAAGGCAAGUUGGGCAGCUGCUGCUUUAAGUUUUACAUCGCUCAGUUCAUCCUGAGUGCUGCUCACCUAAGGCUCCCGAGCAGGGAAGCACAGUUUGGAAAAAGCUCCCUUUUUUUAAGCACUGCUUUGAUAGCAUCAUUGGAACGCAGCGCCUGCUAACGGCAGGUGACAGGUUUUUGUGCCUAGAGACACUGUAAGCAACUGUUAGUUACAGCACAAGUACCUUUUCUGAACAGUUCUUCUGUAUUACUUUUAAAACAUGAUUGAAAUCGCUACCAGUCAGAGCGUGGUGUCUAUUUUAAGUAGGAACGAGGCUCAGGGAAGCAACGCGUAGAAUAGUUUUCACAAGUAAUCAUGAACAUUGUCAAAACUGCACGUGUUAAAGCCGCGGUGCCUACAUCUGUAAAAUCAGCUGGAGUGGAAAACAUGACCCGAGUAAUUCAGCUCAUUUGCACCUGUCAUGCCAAAACCCUGUCCUUUAAACACGUCUGCUUCAGCUGUAAAUACAUUUAAUGAGGCUGUAACAACUUCACACGAGGGCUGUUCAUUCAUUCUGACACUUAAAGGAAGAAAUUGAGGGAAAUAAGGAAAAAGAUUUUAAAUAGAAAUAGAAAUUCUGGUUGAUUCUUUGUAUGAUUUUAAAAAAAACUAGGUCUGCUUUCCUACAAUACGUUGCUAAACUGUGUGCAUUGAAAUGCCAGCAGCCACAUCAGAGGUGGCGCAGGCUCCACCCUCUCCUCCUGAAGUGGACUUAAUGCCAGGACAAUCUGAAGUCAGAGCUGAGCUACUGCUAUAGCUGAUGCAGAGUCAGCUUAGCAUGGGCUCAUCUCAUAAAAGAUCGAGCACAAAAACUGUUCUUCCUCCUCGCGUCUUUAAGGAAGCAAUUUAAAAACAUUGUGUACACACUACACUGGGGAGGCUGUUAUUUAAGCCAUGAUUUUUAAAGUAGAUGGGUUAUUUACAUAGGGGAAAAAAUAGGGGCAUCUGAGUAACCAAACUAGCAUUUAAAUUGCUAGGGAUGUCAGAAGAUAUGCAAAAUAGACAUAAUUCUUUCAGACCAAAUAAAAACUUUUGCCUAUCAGA
This is a messenger RNA of Anas platyrhynchos (mallard), 4627 nucleotides long. The record is from RefSeq and is a predicted model, not a curated record. NCBI's taxonomy places the organism in Eukaryota, Metazoa, Chordata, Aves, Anseriformes, Anatidae.